This is a messenger RNA of Penaeus indicus, 2193 nucleotides long. RefSeq names its product tubulin alpha-1 chain-like. NCBI's taxonomy places the organism in Eukaryota, Metazoa, Arthropoda, Malacostraca, Decapoda, Penaeidae. Gene Ontology annotation, cellular component: microtubule; cytoplasm. The record is from RefSeq and is a predicted model, not a curated record. Gene Ontology annotation, biological process: microtubule cytoskeleton organization; mitotic cell cycle. The coding region runs from base 135 to 1484 and encodes 449 amino acids. Gene Ontology annotation, molecular function: structural constituent of cytoskeleton; GTP binding. The transcript is spliced from 5 exons.
GCCACCAGAACCCACCCCACAGGUCAUGUGACCACAGGGUAUAAAUACAAGCCGGAGCGCCGACACGUCCCGACUCUGGUCAAGUGUGCGAGGAGGCCUUAAUACGACGUCUUCCGCCCGAACAAUCCGCCAAUAUGCGCGAAUGCAUUUCCAUCCACGUGGGGCAGGCGGGCGUGCAGAUGGGCAACGCCUGCUGGGAACUGUACUGCCUCGAGCACGGCAUCCAGCCCGACGGCACGAUGCCCUCCGACAAGUACGUGGGCGGCAGCGACGACUCCUUCAACACCUUCUUCAGCGAGACGGGAUCGGGGAAGCACGUGCCCAGGGCUGUCUUCGUGGACCUCGAACCUUCGGUCGUCGAUGAAGUCCGCAUCGGCGUGUACCGGUACCUGUUCCACCCCGAACAGCUGAUCACCGGGAAGGAAGACGCAGCCAACAACUAUGCUCGAGGUCACUACACCAUCGGCAAGGAGAUCGUUGACCUCGUCCUGGAUCGGGUCAGGAAGCUGGCGGAUCAGUGCACCGGCCUUCAGGGAUUCCUCAUCUUCCACUCCUUCGGCGGCGGCACGGGCUCCGGCUUCACCUCCCUGCUCAUGGAGAGGCUCUCAGUCGACUACGGGAAGAAGAGCAAGCUGGAGUUCGCUAUCUAUCCGGCGCCGCAGGUGGCGACGGCCGUCGUAGAGCCCUACAACUCCAUCCUGACGACGCACACGACGCUCGAACACUCCGACUGCGCCUUCAUGGUGGACAACGAGGCCAUCUACGACAUCUGCCGCCGCAACCUGGACAUCGAGCGCCCGACCUACACCAACCUCAACCGCCUGAUCGGCCAGAUCGUGUCGUCCAUCACGGCGUCGCUGCGCUUCGACGGCGCGCUCAACGUGGACCUGACGGAGUUCCAGACCAACCUGGUGCCGUACCCGCGCAUCCACUUCCCGCUGGUGACCUACGCGCCGGUCAUCUCGGCCGAGAAGGCCUACCACGAGCAGCUGUCGGUGGCCGAGAUCACGAACGCCUGCUUCGAGCCGGCCAACCAGAUGGUCAAGUGCGACCCGCGCCACGGCAAGUACAUGGCCUGCUGCCUGCUGUUCCGCGGCGACGUCGUGCCCAAGGACGUGAACGCCGCCAUCGCCUCUAUCAAGACUAAGCGCACCAUCCAGUUCGUGGACUGGUGCCCCACGGGCUUCAAGGUGGGCAUCAACUACCAGCCGCCCACGGUCGUGCCCGGCGGCGACUUGGCCAAGGUGUCGCGGGCGGUGUGCAUGCUGUCCAACACCACCGCCAUCGCCGAGGCGUGGGCGCGCCUCGACCACAAGUUCGACCUGAUGUACGCCAAGCGCGCCUUCGUGCACUGGUACGUGGGCGAGGGCAUGGAGGAGGGCGAGUUCACGGAGGCGCGCGAGGACCUGGCCGCCCUCGAGAAGGACUACGAGGAGGUCGGGAUGGACUCGGCCGAAGAGGAGGCCGACGACAACGAGUAUUAGCCCCGACGGCGCUCCGAGUGGUGGAUUCACACACACACACACACACACACACACACACACACACACACACACACACACACACACACACACACACACACACACACACACACAAACACACACACACACACACACACACACACACACACACACACACACACAAACACACACACACACACACACACACACACACACACAGACACACACACACACACACACACACACACACGUACGCUCCUGACACUGUAGACAGCACAACUACCCACUGAAAACGAAAGCUUAGAAGCGAUAUUUCAUCAAGCCUUAUUGCUUUACCCAAAAUGUCAAACGCCAGACGUCACGGGAUCUCCCACCGCAGUCGAAGCCACUGGAUUUCCAACCGCCUCGCUCACACGCCCCUCACCCUCUCCCCUCCUCUUCCCUCGGCAGAAGAAGAACGAAACAAAUGAAAAAAGUAAGACGAAAGGAAUUAAUAAAAAAGAUCUAUGUACCCACCUGUCUCCGAAGCUUCCCUUGACGCUUCAUCGCCUGCAGUCGGUGCUUCGUAGAACAUCAUAAUUAAAUCGCAGUUAAAUCCCACUUUCUGUUUCAUUUCCUCGAGACAGCGGAUUUCUCAUUCGGUCGCGUCUUUCUAUUUUAUUAUCAUCUUUAUGGUUACUCAUUAUCAGCUCUAUGUUAUCAGUUGAUCUCUCAGUAAACGGACGAUUUUGAA